UGCAACUUUUCCUACCCAUUUUUCGCCGGCUAAUUUUUCUCUCUCAAUCCGUUGUGUGGUGGUUUCGGUGAACCUGUAGGAACAGUUAUGAUUUCGAGAGAGGUAGUUCAGUUUACCGCUGCCACGGCGUUUGGUGCGGUGGCCUCCGCCGUGGCAGUCAGCUUGUUCUUCAGCUUCAGAUGCCCCAAACCCCGCCGCCCGCAAAACGGCGCCGCGCAGCAGAAAUCGUCGCGCCAGAGCCCCUUUGAUCCUUCAAAAAGGAAAGGGUACCUAUCUUGGGACGAUUAUUUUAUGGCAAUUGCAUUUCUAUCAGCUGAGAGGUCAAAGGAUCCAAAUCGACAGGUUGGUGCUUGCCUGGUGAGUGAAAAUGGAAUAAUACUCGGCAUCGGCUACAAUGGAUUUCCACGUGGUUGCUCUGAUGACAAACUUCCCUGGUCUAAGAAAUCCAAGAAUGGAAAUCCUCUGGAAACAAAGUACCCUUAUGUAUGCCAUGCGGAAGUCAAUGCUAUUUUGAACACGAAUCACGCGUCUGCUGCAGGGCAAAAGCUUUAUGUCACAAUGUUUCCUUGCAACGAAUGUGCGAAGAUAAUUAUUCAGUCGGGCGUUUCGGAGGUUAUCUACUAUGUGGAGAAGAGAUUAGAUAAUACGGAUGCUGCUUAUGUUGCUUCUCAUAAACUUCUAUCCAUGGCAGGUGUAAAAGUAAGGAGACAUCAGCCCGAGAUGGAUCAAAUAUCGAUAAAGUUUAACGAGUUUUAAGAUGCUUGCCACCCUGCAAUUAUGAAGGAACUCAUAGAAGAAGGGUGAAAUGGCUUAUAAAUGUCAUGAAUUCCAGUUAAUUUUAACGAGAUUGAAGUACUUGAUUGAUUUAAAAGUGACAUGAAUUCCAGUUAAUUUUUUUGAUGAGUUUUCUGGUGUAUCUCUUGAGUAUGUUUUUGGUGGUUUUCGGAAGCUGAUUUGAAAAUAAAUUACUUGAUAUCUAUAUAGGAAUAGUGACUUGAUGUAAAAUUUUUCCUAUAUUGUGAUUUAUUUGUACCUUUAAUCCUAAUGUGUUCUGUUUCUUUUGUUUUCAAG
Striga asiatica is the source of this 1071-nucleotide messenger RNA. NCBI's taxonomy places the organism in Eukaryota, Viridiplantae, Streptophyta, Magnoliopsida, Lamiales, Orobanchaceae. The record is from the annotation of a GenBank genome assembly.